GAGGGUUUAAAGAGCGCCUCGGACGGGGCCGCGCAGCUGGAGCGACCAAGCGGUGCCAGGCCAGGUGUGCGCGUCGGUCGGUCCUUCCGUGCCCGCGCCGGAGACCAGCCCCGGAGGCCGCCCGGGCCCGUCCCUGUGCCCGGCACCAUGAAGCAGGAGCCUGCAGCCCAGAACUCCCCUCCCGCCUCUCCGCCCUCCUCACAACCCCUCUCCGAGGAGGACGACCCCCAAGCGUUGUGGAUUUUUGGGUACGGCUCCCUGGUGUGGAGGCCCGACUUCGCCUACAGCGACAGCCGUGUGGGCUUCGUGCGCGGCUACAGUCGCCGCUUCUGGCAGGGAGACACCUUCCAUCGCGGCAGUGACAAGAUGCCUGGUCGUGUGGUGACCCUUCUUGAAGAUCGUGAGGGCUGCACUUGGGGUGUGGCAUACCAGGUGCAAGGCGAGCAGGUGAGCGAGGCCCUGAAGUACCUGAACGUGCGGGAGGCGGUGCUCGGCGGCUACGAUACCAAGGAGGUCACCUUCUACCCUCAAGAUACCCCUGACCAACCACUCAAGGCAUUGGCCUACGUGGCCACCCCACAGAACCCUGGCUACCUGGGUCCUGCCCCCGAGGAGGCCAUCGCUACACAGAUCUUGGCCUGCCGAGGCUUCUCCGGGCACAACCUUGAAUACUUGCUGCGCCUAGCGGACUUCAUGCAGCUCUGUGGGCCCCAGGCUCAGGACGAGCACCUGGCCGCCAUCGUGGACGCGGUGGGCACCAUGCUGCCCUGCUUCUGUCCCACUGAGCAGGCGUUGGCACUGGUCUGAGGGGCUGAGCCCCUGCAGGGAGUGCCUACAUGGACACGGGGGCCGGGUCCCCACUCCAGUGCACACAGACAGACUUAAUACGGCUGGAGCUCACUGAGAGGACUCGGUGGGCUGACAGGGGUCUCUCGUAAGCCCCUGCCUGUCUGCCAGCCCCCAGAUCUCCUGCCUGACACCGACUUGCUACUUGAAACUUUAUUUAUUGCACCAUGUUGGUGUGGUGGGCAGGAUGGGGGGGCCUGCCCUAGAUACAGGGGAGCUGCUGAGCAGUGCCCCACACCAGGUGCCUGGUGCCUGGCUGGAAUCCCCCCAGUGCUGCUACUGUCCCCAUACUACCCAGGCCUCCAUCUUCCCAGGGAGUCUCCAAGAGCCUUGACCGUCUGCCCACCCCUUCCAGACCAACCAUUCCCCAGCCCCAGAAACACCACCUGCCAAGGGUCCCAGCCUGCUGGUGAGGGUAUAGAAAGGAGUGAGGAGAGGGAGCCCUACAGGAUCUGAGGGCCUGCAGCCUGUUCAUCCUCCAGGUCCCCAGGGCAGGCUGGCUCUGGAGCCCAGACACAGCUGCUGAGGCUGAGCCAAGACCUCUUCCCCGUUUGGCUUUGUUUCCCUGUUCCUCUGUCUGUCUGUCUGGGCUACUUCUGUCUGUCGGUCUGUUCCUGGGAAGCUUAUUACUAUAGGUAGGCCGUGGCCCCCUCCCAGUCUGUCCCAUACUGUAAUCCAUAAACUGACCUCAUUAUCUGUGC
Molecule: messenger RNA, 1547 nt
Organism: Dama dama (fallow deer)
Lineage: Eukaryota; Metazoa; Chordata; Mammalia; Artiodactyla; Cervidae
Gene: CHAC1
Product: ChaC glutathione specific gamma-glutamylcyclotransferase 1
Exons: 3
Coding region: 148-807 (219 amino acids)
Biological process (GO): glutathione catabolic process
Cellular component (GO): cytoplasm
Molecular function (GO): gamma-glutamylcyclotransferase activity; glutathione specific gamma-glutamylcyclotransferase activity
Source: RefSeq, a predicted model, not a curated record